Molecule: messenger RNA, 6234 nt
Organism: Sparassis crispa
Lineage: Eukaryota; Fungi; Basidiomycota; Agaricomycetes; Polyporales; Sparassidaceae
Exons: 31
Coding region: 1-6234 (2077 amino acids)
Biological process (GO): maturation of SSU-rRNA from tricistronic rRNA transcript (SSU-rRNA, 5.8S rRNA, LSU-rRNA); positive regulation of transcription by RNA polymerase I
Cellular component (GO): 90S preribosome; t-UTP complex; small-subunit processome
Molecular function (GO): snoRNA binding
Source: RefSeq, a predicted model, not a curated record
AUGGCCUCCAGUCUUGCGGCACAACUGGCCCAGGGAGCAUCUCUCAAUGCUUCACUUCUGGUCGACAGCUCUCGCCGGAAGUCAACGGAAUCAUAUCUAUUCUCUGCUAAGGAAGCCUUCCAACAUGAUCUUGACUCCCUCCACGCCCUGGGUGUCAAUGGCUUUCUGCAGCUCAAGUCCAUGAACCCGGUCCUCAGAUAUUUCGAGCAAACAUUGUUCUCAGAUGCCGCGAAAUCUACGGAUAGAACGCUGCAAGCAGCUGACGCCAAUGCGAAGUUGGACGAGCAGAUUGCUGCUUUUCUGCCCCUUCUAGGUCCAUUCCUCAUGGAUGCGCCUACCGGAAAGGUCCUUGAAUGGCUUGUGCGGAGGUUUAGGAUAAACGAAUUCAAUGUCAAACAUGUCCUGGCGUUGUUCCUGCCGUACCACGAGUCCCCCCAUUUCGCUAAGAUGGUGACCAUACUGCAUAUCCCCGACCAGUCAGUUUUCCGCUUCUUGCUUCCUUACAAGAAGAACGUUGUGUCUCUUCCACGCAGCGCACUUGUCGCUGAGAUGUCGAAGAAUUCGGACUUCGCGCGCUUCGUCUUAGAGCUCUUACCAAAAGCCCUAAGAGAAGAUGCCGGUCUUCACAGGGCGCUGGUGGCUUUUCAUACAGGCUUGUCCCUGGAUUUCGUUGCACAUCAGCAGACACUGGAUGAGGGAGCUGUUGCUUUCUUGCUUCCUGCCUUCGUGGAACCUUUACAGUUCCGACCGAAUGCGAGUUCCACCGUGAAACCAACAUUGAUUCAGGAGUCUACACUCGGAAGCUAUCUACUCCUGGCUGCUACGUCUCAGAAAUGCCAUCUGUCAUCUAAGGCUCUCAAAGCUGUUCUUUCUGCCAUCUCGUCUUCCGCAGAUCGCGUGUCGCCAAAGCAAUUUGUGCGAACACUUGUCGCUGUAUGUGCACCUCAAGAUGAGUUGGAAGCUCUUCCACGAAAUGUGAUGGACACCUUCAUCCAGUUUUCAGGAAUCGAUGACGAAGUGAGAGCCGGAUUAUCUUGGGUUGGAGCUGAGAAGUUGGUCAACGCGCUGAUCACUAGUCUGGUCAAGCAUCUAGACCGCGAAACAUUGGCUCAUUUGCUUGAGUCCAUCUUGACUAGCACUGAAGUUUCGUCGAACAUUGUUCGUCAUGCCACGACGGUUCUGCUCCGCCAUGCGACAGAAGUUCAAUCGACGGAGGGCAAUCGGGACAUGAAUACGCGCAGAUUUUUAUCGCAUAUACAGCAGCGUCACCCGAAGACAUUCGAGCAAGUAUGCCACGACGCAAUGAAACAGGACGAAGAUCAACGCGAAGCUAUUGAGCAGAUUAUAGUAUCCUUGACUGUUGUGUCCUCCAUGUCCAGUCACAUGCAAGAUCUUGGGGCCAUAGUUGCUUCAAUCAGUGCUGAUGAAAAUUCUCGCGCAUUGGCAGUGCGAGACCUAUUGAAUAUGUUAUCCAACACGGAUUUGUCCGUUUCUGAUCGUGCCUCUGUCGCGUCUACUCUCCUCUCACGGGCAGGGGACACCAGCGCUGCAGUAAUCGAGGCGCUCUAUGCACAGCCUAGUGUCCUCCUACCUGUCCUUCUAGGCGGCGCUGCGGGCUACAUAUCAUCUCUGACCCAAGCUCUACAUCCCAAGCGGUCGCCCGCGAGAAAUCUCAUUCGGCUGCACGUGACGUUCGUCACCAACUACUUCUUCUCCGUGGCACGAGCCAAGGAUGAGGGUUUGGCGACUACUCUAUUUUAUCAGGUAGUUUUUCCGUUCCUCUUAUUCUCGAAGCCCAAGCAGAAGACCACUAGUAUGGUGUGGAAUAUCAUAGAGGAAAGGGAGAAAGAUCGGCACGAUGUCAUGGGUAUUGGUCGAUACUCGGUUCUGGGCGGCUGCGUAGAUGCCGUGAGAUGGGAACAAGCAAAACAGGAUCAGGAAGGACAGUACUGUGAUGAAGACCGUCAUGUGGAGCUGCUGACGAAACUGAAUCUGGCAUUGACCUCCAAACUCGCAGACAACGUUGCCAUAUCGAAUAACUUUGCGCAUCAUUUGGAUGCCUUAUUGUCUAAGUUGCACGAAACCGACCUCUAUUCGCGCAACCUUAGUUAUUUGGUAAUCCGAGCAUUGCUCAGUCGACUGUCCAAGGAGCACCGGUGGAACGUCGCGUACCGAGUCCUAGAGGCAAUGAAGUUGGAGAGCCUGGAGGGAAUGAGUGGCUUCAUGCGUGGUGUCGACAACUUGCAAGUUUUCCUGCAAGAUGCCAGUCUGGUAACGGCCGUAGUCCUCAAGCCAAGCAGCCAGCAUACAUUGCACCGCCUUCAAGUCGCUGUAUUGAGCGUGCUUUCGACAAUUCCCCCGCCUGCUGGUGUUGUUUUGAAUUGGCUUGCAACUCCUCGAUCGACUGAAGAGGCGCAGGACGGUAUCGAUGUCACAGAAGAUUACGUGCGGCUGAUGCGUGCGAUGUAUAAACUCAGCAACUCGACGUCAUCUCUUCCUCUUCUUUCAACCCAUAUCCUCCGUAUGUUGUUCAUCAAUCUUGGUGAUGAAGCCCUAGCAUUCCUUGCUGGCGUAUGGAUUAAUUCACUCCCCAAUGGCAAAGAGGAUGCGGUUAGCGAGUACCAUAUUUGUCAUGCAGCCCUCCGCCAUGCCGUAGCAUUUCUCAAUGCACACCAUGCAACAGGACAUUGUGUCGACUUCCAGACUGUACUUCCGGCACUCAUCGUAUGCCUGCAGAGUAGUGAGGGUCGCGUACGAGAAGAGGCCUCGGCGUGUUUGGAAUCCUUGAAGAUCUUAUCGAGUGCGAAAGGUGUUUCCUCUGUUUAUGCGUAUGACAAAAUCUAUGGUCCUAGAUCUGCUAGCCUGCAGUACUUGGGAUGGGGCGACUUCUGCAAAUACGUGAACGCGUUGGUCGAAGCUCGACAUCAUUUUCUCCAUGAUGGGACCUUCAUUGCCAAAUUCCAUGCGCAAUAUCUGUCUGAAAACAAGACGGACUCCAAAAAGCAGGCUGGACGCAAGCAGAGGAUCAUGUGCUAUCUUCUUUCGCACGUCAACGCCUGCCCAGCCCUCCAUGUUCAGCGCAGUCUCCUGAAAAGCCUGGAAUUGGCGCCGAACAUGGUCAAAUCUCAGGUGCUUCUGCCAACUUUGCAGAAAGUCUUGGACAAACUAUCUCGCGUCACUCGGGCUGAAGAUGUCGAUCAGCUGUACCAAGACUUCUCCUCCCUAAUCGUGUCUUCGUUUGAUAGGUCUGCCGCGUCUGAUCUUAAUGAUCAGAGCAAACCUGUAUGGUCUACCUUCGAACAGGUGUUGACAGUAUGUUUCAGCAACGAAUCUUUCACUGCCAUGAAACUCGCUCUUGUCUCCAACGUUCAAAGCGGGCUCUUCGCGAAGCUGUCAGCUGAGCGCAAGGUAGACUUAUGCCGUGUACUUUUGGAGAUCGGGGGUCAACAAGCCAACUCCACGUCCGACUGUAAACGGCUGCUGACUCACGUCGUGACGGAAGUGCCAUUGAUGAUACGGCUUCUCGUCUUGCUCCAGCCUACCGCUGAAGAAACAGGUGAACGUGCCAGCAAGCGUGUGAGACUUGAAGACACCAGCCCUCUGAACAACACCAGUGCCCUUCCUUCCUUGUGUCUUUUGGCGGAGAUCCUGGCUUCAAUAUCAUUACCUGGUUCUCUGGAUUUGAUGACAUGCCUCCUGGAGACAUUGAACAAAGUAACUACUCAUGCAACAGUCCUCCCUGCUGAGAAAAGCUACGUGGAGCAGCUACUCAUGACUGCGCUAGACAGCACUAUUAGUAGCAUGCCCGAGAAUUCUAAGCUCCCUGCUGGAUCUGUCCGCGUUGAUGUGCUCGUUGAGCUAAUUAGAGUAUCAGAGAACCCUCAGACCUCGCAUCAAGCACUCCUUCUAAUGUCCAAUUUGGCACGUUUGACUCCCGACGCGAUCUUACACAACGUCAUGCCGGUCUUCACGUUUAUGGGCUCCAAUGUUUUCCAUCGCGAUGACACAUAUAGCUUUGGGGUUGUGCAAAGGACAAUAGAUAGUAUUGUUCCGGUGAUGGCGGCUUCGCUGAAGGACGCCCAUGCUGAGCGUCUUGAACUCUACAUUGCAGCGCGAGAAUUCCUGCGCAUUUUCACGGAUGCUUCCAACCACAUUCCCCGGCAUCGCCGUGCACACCUGUUCUCCCAUCUUGUGGACGUUCUCGGCCCGGAGGAAUUCUUGCCUCCUGUCUGCAUGCUACUCGUAGACAGGAUGACAAAUCGUGUUGUACGCCAGAAUUUCCAGGAUGCACGGAUAACGCUCUCCUUGCCACUCAAUAUCGUACAACAUUAUCCUGCAGAGCAAAGACUAUCUCUCCUGGUGGAGAUGAUGCACGAGAGUCAGCGGUUGCUUGGCCAAGGACAGGAAACUUUCUUGUAUACAAGUCUAGAGGAUGAGACACCUCCUACCGUUCCCAAACGAAAAGUAUUGGCACUCCUUGUGUUCACCGAUCACACAUUGAAGGACAUACCUGUCCUGUCCUCGUCCGAAGCGUCACGGGCACGCAUACUGACCUCUGAAGUGCUGUCUCUACUUUUGGGCUUCACGGUGCUUGGUGCCGAUGAGUCGCUUCACGAUUUGACGGUGGCAGCACGAACAGCGAUGGCUAGCACUUUGCAGAUAAUGUCGGCAGGUGACUUCAUUGCUGGCAUUUUGACAAUGAUUGAAAGCCCGGAAGUCAAAAUCCAAACUGGAGCUUUGGAGCUUCUUGGUGAACGUUUGACGAAUAUUUCUGAUCAAGUUCGACGGGAAUCAACGCCUUCCAUUGUGAUGGUCGUUGAUAUAGUCCGGCAAUCGUUAACUUUGGGACACGAUGUCGUGUUUGUUCGGGCGGCGUUCCAUGCGUUGCGUGCCAUCAGCCAGACGGCAUGUCCAGACGAAGAGAAUGCUCUUACGAGCACUGUACCCCUGGUGUUGAUAGCCGCGAAACAGCAAGAGACAGCUUCCAUCGCCUUCAACUUGUUGCAAUCACUUUGCUCCACGUUGGGACCGCGCAUAAUCCCGUAUCUUAAAGAGAUCGUUCAAGUGUGCGUCACGACCUUGCAUUAUAUUCUGACUGGGACAUGGAUCAAUCGAGAAGACAUACCCAAGGACGCUUUCACUGUCGUGCACACUCUACUUACUACGAUUCCGACGUUCUGGAGCGGGCAAGAGCUUACAGGAGUCGUCAAUUUAUACUUGGAUUUCUGCGUCACUGCGUCAUCUACACCCGAAUUUGCUACGAUGACUUCUGUUGUCAAAACCCUGGCAAAGCACGUGCCGUCGAAGGUGUUGCUACCAACACUGUGCGCAGUGUGGUCAUCAACCGGAUCGGUGGAUGUCAACCCGUUGAGGUGUAUUGGGUUCUUCUCCCUUAUGAAGAGAUCGAUUCGGGCGGCAACAAGACCUCUUGUGCUCGACCAUCUGCGACUAUUGUUUGAAACGUUCCACGAUGCAUUCAACAUGAACGUGAACAUGAAUGUGCUCGCUGACGGGAAGGAAAUAGAAACGGAUAUCAUCCCGUCGUUCGUCGAACUGGUCGUUAAGCUGAACGAGACGGCUUUCAGACCCCUGUUCCGAAAACUGUGCGAUUGGGCCUUUGCAAGUGACAACGACGCGGCUGAAGCAUCUCGCCAAGUUAGGUUCUGCCAUAUAUAUAUAGCGCUCUUGAAUUACUUCAAGGGCUUGAUGAUUCCCUACAUGUCAUUCGUAUGGCAACCAGUCCUGAGAGUCUUCGAAGGAUUUGUCUCUGGAUCGCUGCAAGACUCGUCGGUGUGGAUAGCAGUGUUGCAAACUAUUACCAGCUCCCUGGCCUACGACGAAGGAUCGUUUUGGAGAGACAGGAAAUUGGGGGAGCUUGUCUCCAUUAUGAGCAAGCAGGUUCCGGUUUGCGUCCAGUUGAAUGCAGGAAAGAUCCCAUUCUUGAGCUGUCUGACAGCUACUAUGGGCACACUAGACGAUGAUACCCUGUUAAAAUCCAUGAACCUGGAUAUUCUCAUGGAAAGCCGCUCAGAAGAUCCGAGAAUACGUCAAUUCAGCCUGUCAUGCAGCGAAGCCCUGUGGAGAGCCCAUGGAAGCAAAUUACUAGGAUUCGCUGAGGAAACAUCCACCUUCCUUGUUGAAUGUGCCGAAGAUGAAAAUGACAACGUUGUCCGAGAAGCCCUUAAACUGAAGAGUGCAGUGGAAGGCGUAGCCGGGAGAAUAGAUGCCUCGUAG